Molecule: messenger RNA, 8456 nt
Organism: Drosophila kikkawai
Lineage: Eukaryota; Metazoa; Arthropoda; Insecta; Diptera; Drosophilidae
Source: RefSeq, a predicted model, not a curated record
GAGCAAACCGUACUCUUCGGUUCGAUUUGUGGGCGAGGGGCGUGCUCUUCAUUGAGUACCCGCUCUCGGAGCAGUUCUCUUCGCAGUCGGUGGCAGCACCAAACAUAACGGUUCUCAAGUCAAUUUUUGUGUCUCGUCCGCGUCGCGUCGGUGUUUUUUCGCGUUCCGCAUUUGUUGUUAAAUUGCAGUGUUUUCCUAUUGUUUAAACCGAAAUCGCACUGCACCUGCACUCCGCAACAUGUUUUUUUAUGUUUUUAGUUAGUGUGUGUGUGUUUGUGUGCGAUUAAGCUGAAAGAAAAACGAGUGCCUGGCCGAAACAAACAGCAAAGAAGCAACAACCACAAGUGCAAUACCAACAACAAAGUGGCGACAGCUGUUUCUUAAGAUUUUUUUGGCGAAAAAUGCAAAAUACAGCCGCAAGACAAUAAAAAAAAGUAAACGCUAAAGACAAAAACACAAUUUACACAGCAGCGUUUACCGUUUUUUUUUUUGUCGCAACAACAGCAGAAACAAAAGUGAGGCAGGCACAAAACAAGUGAAAGACGAAGAAGAAGUGUGCGCAAGUUUUUUCUCACGUGUUUGGCCGAGACGUCGACUGAGGCAGCGGCAGCGAAUGCAGAAAGAGGAGCAGGAGAAUAGGGAAAUUCCCAUGCGGCCGUUUAUUCCACAUUCGCGAUGAUGAUGGAAAUGCCAGAGAAGAAGAGCGAGACGACGACGAUGAUGAUGAUGAUGAUGAAGCUGUCGAAACGAGAGAGUAAAAUUACAGCAGCAGCCAACAGCUGUUAGAACCAGAGAGCGAGACAGAAAGCUGCCGCCGCGUCAAUGUCUGACGAAGUGCCUUUGGGUCGCCUAUCGCAAAUCUUCGAUACGCUCACCAACCUCCAGCAGCAGCAGCAGCAGCAGCAACUGCAUCCCCAUCCGCAUCCUCACCAGCAGCAACAGCAUCAGCUUCAUCCUGUUCAGUUGCCGGCGGAUCAACGCCGCAGAUCCGCCUCCUCAUCACCUUCACCCUCGGCCAGUGCCUCAGCCUCAACUUCAGGGCGGGCCACGCCUUCUCUGGGCGUGGCCAGCCCGCUAAAUACCUUGCAAUAUUAUAGUCAUGCCAACAAUUAUUUUCUGCGGCCACAGGAUAGUGGCGUUGGCAGUGGCUACCUACACACGUUUCCCUCACACCUGUACCAUCAUCACCAGCAGCAGCAGCAGCAGCAUCAUCAUCAGCUGCAUCACCUGCAGCAGCACAGCCAGCCGCCAUCGUUGCCCACACAACGGAGUGGCUGCCUCUCUGGAUCACAGUCGCUGCAAGGCUCCCCACUGCUGGCCAAGCGAGCCACCUCCUUUAGUGGACAGAUGCCCUUGGGUCAGGUGAGAGCUGCUGGCACGGCAGGAGCUGCUGCCUCCACACCGAACAGCCCAAGGCUGAUGCCUCGACGUGUGCCACGACCGCCGCCCAUACCAGCCAAGCCGGGUCAGGUGAAAGUCGUUGAGAGCAGCAGGGAUCCUCCUCCAGCCAGGGAUCAGGCUCAAAAUCAAAUGCAGGCUAGUGUAAAUCCCAUGCUGGCAGCCUUGGAUGCGCCAGAUGCGCCCUGGCCGCAUUUUUCCACACUCACCGAACACCUAGAUGUACAUCAGGUUAAUAACUAUGGACAGGCAUUGCCUGAGAUUAAUUGGCAGGAGCGUUGCCUGGAGUUGCAAUUGGAGCUGCAUCGGUCCAAGAACCAGGCGGGUCGUAUACGUGAUAUGCUGCGUGAAAAGCUAACGGAGUUGGAGCAGCGCGUCAUCGAAGCGGAAGAGCGCGCCGAGGAAGCCGAAGAUAAGGUGCGUGCCAUGGAGCAGCGGCUGAGUGAGUGGCCCAAGCCGCCGCCCCAACAGCAGUCGUCCCAGCAUUCGCAUCAGCAUUCGCACCAGCAUCAGCAUCCCCACCAGUCGGUGGGGCAAGAGCAGCAGCAGCAGCAGCAUCAAACCAGAAGCAAUAGUUCUCCAAGUCACCAGAUCGGAGGAGGAGGAGGAGGAGCCACAGCUAGCACCGGUUCAGCAGGCACUGGUUCUGGGACACCGGCGGGAGCACCGCCGCCCCCCACACAGGAGGCUGAGAAGACCAUCACCUCGUUGGAGAUCCAGGUCGAGGAACAGCGACAGCUGCGACUACACGACGCCCGCCAGAUCGAGGCCAAGGCAGCCAAGAUCAAGGAGUGGGUGAACAACAAGCUACGCGAUCUCGAGGAGCAGAAUCAGUUGCUGCGCGAGCAGAACAUCAAGUGCAACCAGCAGUUGGAGCUGCUCAAGAACCACAUAGCCAACCAGUCGCAGCGGCACAGCAUCGUUGGUCCUGUGAGGAAUAGCCUUAGCUUGGACGUCCAGGACUUUGCCGGCUCUGGGUCAAAUCCUGAGCAUCGAAGGCGUAGCGAAAGCCUAGAUCCGCAGGAGAUUAUCGGGCGACCGCUGACCAGUUCAUAUCCCCAUCACCAGCACAGGCGUAAUCUAUCGAUGGAGCCGCAGGAGCUAGAAAGGAAUCUGGUGGCUGCCGUGGAUGGCCUGACCCUGGCCCCGCUCUCGAGCAUCUCCAGCAAGGCACCCAGCGGUAUAGGAGGAGGUGUCUCUGCCGUAAACAGGCCCGAUAGCUCGGAUACGGAUACGGCCCAUGAUUAUGCGGAGAUCUACACGCCAUCCUGUGAAAAGCUGCCCGCCUGGAUGAAGAACAAUCCGGCCCUGAUGGCCAGUGGUGGGAAUUCGAGCACCACCACAACUACGACCAGCGAACUGGGUGUGCCACGACCCCCGACACCGCCCCUGCACCGCUUCCCCAGCUGGGAGGCCAAGAUCUACCAGGUGGCCAACGAUGGCUUGGCCGGAACGGGAGCAGGAACUACGACCUCGGAGAGCACGGCCAGUCAGGAGCCAGAUAUCCAAGAGGGAACUGGAAACACUGGCACCGGCAGCAAUCUCUCCAAUGGUAGGCGGCACAACCACAGUCAUGGAUCCGCCACUGGAGACACUGGACACGGUACCCUGGGCAGCAGCACACCGGGCACCCCGCUGCCACCGUCGAGGCAGCAACAAACCGCCAGCGGCGGCUUCUGUGAUAUAUCCGUGCCCGUCUAUGCGACGGUCAAGGGUCGUGCCUCCCAGAUCCGUUCGAUGCCCUUUACGGGUGACUCGAGCGAUGACUCUAGCGAUGGGGAGGAUCAUGCCGUGAUGCUUACCCACCACUCGCACAACUCUUCGAGCACGGACAACACGGAGACAUCGACCUCUGGCAGUGCAUCGAGUCCCUCGAAGAGCCUGAAGACCUCAUCCAGCCUGAGUCCAGCAAAGCGAAGUGGUUCGGAGAGUCCCAAGAAUGCCAAGGCGCGUGUCCACCAUCACCUCCAACCACGCACCUCCACCAACACCACUCAUUCCAACAACCACAUCAGCCAGCAUCACCACCACCAACACCACACUCUGCCCCACCAGAACCACUACAAUCACAGCCAACAGCAGCAGCAGCAGCACCACCACCACCACCAACAGCACCCUGGGAUAUCAACGCUGGCGUCAACUGGAUGUGGCCAGAAUACGCUGCCACGCCCCAGCCCUAGAACGCCCACGAGGCGCCCCAGUCCCAGUCCCAUUGCCCAUGCCAACCCCUCCCCACUCCAGCACAUGCGUGGCACAGUAAUUUCAGAUCUCUCCUUUGAAUCAGGCCUCUCGGAUGACUAUGCCCUGCCCCCCGAUGCCGUGUCGGAGUCCACAUGCAUGGACGCCUCGAUGCCAUCGCUGCUGAUGCGUCAGUCCUACGUGGACUCGCCGAGCAAGAAGAUUGAAUCGCUGGAGAAGAUGGGUCACCUGGCCAAACUCGGUGGCAAGCUCAAGACCUGGCGCAAGCGCUGGUUUGUCCUUAAGAACGGAUCUCUCAACUACUGGAAGAGCCAGCAUGACGUGCAAAGGAAGCCACAGGGUCAGAUCCAGUUGGACGAGGCCUGUCGCAUCAACAGGGCGGAAGGUGCCUCCACAUUCGAGAUAGAUACGGGCAAGAAGGUUUACUACCUCACCGCCGACUCGCAUGCCACCAUGGACGACUGGAUACGUGUGCUGCAGAAUGUGCAGCGGCGGAAUGCCACCAAGCUGCUGUUGAGUCGCGACGACCAGAAGCCCACCGUUCAGGGUUGGGUAACCAAGGUCAAGAACGGUCAUCCCAAGAAGUGUUGGUGUGUGCUGCUGGGCAAGAUGUUCCUGUACUUCAAGGCACCUGCCGAGACGAAUCCUUUGGGUCAGAUCAAUAUGCGCGAUGCCCGGGUGGAGGAGGUGGAGCAUGUCUCUGACUCGGAUUCUGAGGAGCGCGAGGAUGCUGCCCAGGAUCAGGCACGCCUCACGGUGGCCAUUUAUCCAGCUCACCAGGGACCUACCUACUUGAUCUUGUCCGGGAAGCCGGAGCGCGACAACUGGCUGUAUCACUUGACUGUGGUUUCUGGUGGCGGGCCCAGCGCUGGCACCCAGUACGAGCAGCUUGUCCAGAAGCUCAUGGAGACCGAUGGCGAUCCCAAUUGCGUUUUGUGGCGCCAUCCCAUUCUGCUGCACACCAAAGACACCAUCACAGCCCCGCUCUCGUCCAUGCACACGGAAACCAUGCAGCCGGAGGCCAUUAAGCUAUUCAAGAGCAUCCAGCUGUUCAUGUCGGUGGCUGUCAACCAGCCGGGCAUCGACUAUCACGUGGUGCUCGCCCAGAAUGCCCUGCAGCAUGCUUUGGAUAUGCCCGAGCUGCAGACGGAGAUGAUCUGCAUACUGAUCAAGCAGACCUCCCGGCACAUGGGCCAGAAGCUCAGUGUCGGCGUCCAGGUAAACAAGAAGCUGGGCAAGCAAACGCGCCAACUACUGUUGUGCGCCACCCAAAGCCUGUUCACCUGUGAUACCCAACAGGCUGGCCACGCCCAAGCCAACGGCAGUUCGCCCACCUCCAUACAGGCUCCAGCUGCUACGCCCAUCAUUGACUGCAAGAGCAACCCGCCCGCCUACAGCUUUGUCCAGGGCUGGCAGCUCCUGGCCCUGGCCGUCUCCCUCUUUGUUCCACGCUCGAGCCGCCUGCUGUGGUACCUCAAGCUCCAUUUGUCCCGGAAUGCUGAUACCAAGACGGAAACGGGCAAAUAUGCCGCCUACUGUGAGCGGGCGCUGGAGAGGACCCUGAAGAACGGUGGACGCGAGACGAAGCCCUCGAGGAUGGAGGUGUUGUCAAUUCUACUCAAGAAUCCCUAUCAUCAUUCGUUGCCGCAUGCGAUUCCAGUUCAUAUGAUGAACACCACUUAUCAGGUGGUCUCCUUCGACGGCUCCACCACCAUUGAGGAGUUCCAGGCCACCCUUGCCCACGAGCUGGGCACAAGGGACGCCACCAAUGGCUUCUGCCUGUUCAGCGACGAUUCCAUUGAGAAGGAUCUGGAGCACUAUCUGGAGCCGCUGGCCAAGCUGUGCGACGUGAUCAGCAAGUGGGAGACGGCGCUGCGCGAGAAGGGCUCCGGCAAGUUCGAGAAUUCGCGCGUGAUCCAGCUGAGCUACAAGAACCGGCUCUACUGGAAGCACACCAUCAAGUGCGAGACGGACAAGGAGCGGCUGCUGUUGUGCUACCAGACCAAUGCGCAGAUCGUACAGGGCCGCUUCCCCCUCUCCCGGGAACUGGCCUUGGAGCUGGCCUCGCUGAUGUCGCAGAUCGACAUGGGCGACUACUCCCUGGAGAAGUCACGGGACAUUGGCGUGGGCCUCAAGGGUCUGGAUAAAUUCUAUCCGUACCGCUACAGGGAUGCCCUGGGUGCCGAGCAGCUGAAGGAUGUCCAGGAGCUGCUCGUGUCCAAGUGGAUGCUGCUCAAGGGUCGUUCCACCUUGGACUGUGUGCGCAUUUAUCUCACCUGCUGCCGCAAGUGGCCGUAUUUCGGGGCCUGCCUGUUCCAGGCCAAGCCCAGGCAGAGCGAGGCCGCCACGGGAGCAGGAACCACCACAACCACACCAGUGGCUUGGCUGGCGGUAGCCGAGGAUGCUCUGAAUGUGCUUGAGCUGUCUACGAUGGCCCCGGUGGCCCGGUAUCCCUACAGUUCGGUGAUGACCUUUGGCGGCUGUCAGGAUGACUUCAUGCUGGUGGUCUCCCACGACGACGGCGGCGGUGGCGGUGGCUGUGAGCAGAAGCUUCUGUUUGCGAUGAGCAAGCCCAAGAUCUUGGAGAUCACCUUGCUGAUAGCGGACUACAUGAAUGCCCUGGGCCACACGGUGCCGGGAACGCCGCAAAUGAACUCCCUGACCCGAAAUGGUUCACAUCGCUCGCUGAGAACCUCCCAGCGGCCGACCACGGGUGGUGGUGGUGGUGGCGGUGGCUCAGCGGCGGCCACUGGGUUCUCCACAAAUGCCAACACCACGGCCCACAAUACGCUCAAUUCGCAUGCCACGCAUACGCUCAACUCGAAUCACUCGCACACCCUGAGCAGCUCCCAUCAUGCCGGCGGAGGCAGUCAGCCGGGGACCCUGAGCUCGGGUCACCACCAUCAGCAUCAUCAUCAUCAUCAGCAGCAGCAGCAGCAGCACCAUCAGCCGGAUAUACUCAAGAGCACGCCGGAUCAUCAGAGGAUUAAGUAGGGAGGAUCACACACACACACACACACUGUACAUAAAUCGAGGAUCAACGGAGGAGGAGGACAGACAUAUACGACUAAUAACGGAUACAUAUGCACCAUCCAACAGAUUUGGCAACAAAUAUACACCUAGAAAGAUAUAUAUAUAAAUGUAGGAAGGAUACAAAAGAGGAGAUUAGAAGAUGGUAAGAUGGAAGAUGGAAGAUUGAAGAUAGGAGAUGAAAGAUGGUAGAUGAAAGAUGCAAGGAUUACAGGAUAGCUGGUUAGAGUUAGGGUUAAGCGGCCUGGGAAGGACCUUCUUCUACCUGCGCACCAUCACUCACUACAGUUCUUUCCUAAGCUAAACUUAAAUAUGAAAUAUGAUGUGUGAUGUAUGAUGUAAGAUGUAUGAUGUAUGAUAUAUAGAUACAUUAUACAUUACACAUAACACAUAACAUGUAUUAAAUAUUUUUUUGAAUAGUCUCUAAGUACCCCGAAAUGUAUGAGGUAUUCAAAAACGAAAACGAGAAUUGUAAACUUAACUAGAAUCUCAACAUUUUACCUUGUUCUUGUCUUGUUUUUUUUUUUAUAUAUAUAUUUUUUUUUGUAUAAUCCAUGUAGAAACACAAUACUAUAUAGUAUAUAUAUGCGAGUGUUCUUGCUCUUCGAUAUGCUUUGUAAUGAAUCUCAAUUUGUAAGUGUCCCUCCAUGCGCAAUACUGCCUUUUGAAUUUUGUAGAUGUCGGAGCCAAGAACGAGAAGGAAGCUAAAGCCAAAUAACAAAACAAAUUAAAACAAAAAUUAAAAUCAAGCAAGGUAAUCUAUAAGCAUUAGCAGAAAAAACACACAUAUUUUGUAAAGGAUUUUUCAAAGCAGAAAAAGCAUCGCCAUUGACACCCCCCUUUUUCCUAUGGUUUUUUCCCGGCUUUCACUCAAAGCAGCAACUUAACUUAAUUAUUAACUUAAUUAUUUUAAAGCGUUUUUAGCCUGUUCUAAAUGUCAACCCACUCAACCACUCAGAGCUUCAGCAGAAAAGCAAAAGAAAAAAAGCCUAGGAAAUAGUCAACAAAUUGUAGCAAACGAAAUGAAAUUAUUUUCAACCCCUCAGAAGCAUAUUCAGACAUAUAUAUAUAUAUAGAAGAUAUAUAGAGAGCGUAUUCAUGUAUUCGGAUUCGAUAUUUAACAAAAUUAUACACGAAAGUGAAGGAUUAACGAUAUUAACAAGUGUAAAUGGUAACAGCGCAUUUUUUUCCUAAUUGUAACAAUUUGAUAUUACAAAUUUAUAUGCGCCGAGACGCAACGAACGACGAGAGCAACUCAUUGGGAAGAAUCGAAAAUCGUAUAUAGCAAGCUUGCAGCAAGAUGAUAUAUAUAUAUAUAUAUGAACUAUAUAUAGGCGAAUGUAUCACAACUCACACUCCAGUGAAACGAAAUAUAUAUAUACUAUAUAUAUAUAAAGGGAAAUUAACAAUUAAAAAACUAAAAAUCAAAGUGGUUGUGUUUUUAAUUGGAAAGAGAAGGUUUCAUGGGUGUACUCGUUACUCCUUUGAUAGAGUCUAAAACUGGUUUUUUAAUUUGGAAAGAAAAGUAGUAAGUACACUCGAUACCCGAGACUAUUGAUUGAAAUAAUUCGCUACUCGUUACUGCUUUAAUCGAGUUGAAAUAAUUGGCUACUCGUUACCAAAAACUCGUUAGAUUACUCAGUGUUUUUGUCUUUUUAUUAAACAAUGUAAAUUGAUUUAUUUGCCUUAAUUUUAUUCAUAUAAAUUGCCUAAAACUGUUAUCGUUUCUUUCCUUUUCUUUGCUAUGUUUUUUUUUUUUAAAUAUUUUUCUGUUUUUUAUCAAUCACCCAACGAACGAUUCGCUUUAUAGCGAUUCCAUCUACUAUCUA